AUGUUUAUCUUCCGUUCUCAUGUGGAUCUGUGUGCCUUUGUAUCAUGGUCUGUUGUUCUGGCGUGGACGUCCUGUAAAGGAGCACCCACGGAGACGCCGAGUGUCCGUUCGAUUGUGGGUGGCAAGGACUCGCGGAGUCGUUCUUGGCCGUGGCAGGCUGGAGUGUUAGUGUCGAGGGAGGGAUUCGUGUGUGGAGGUACCCUCAUAGAGUACGAUACCGUCCUCACGGCGGCACACUGUGUCCGGGGGCGCAAAGUUGACAAUUUAACGGUAGUGUUGGGGGACUACAACCGAGACGUUCCGGAGGGUACGGAGCAGUACAUCAAAGUGAUAUAUACAUCGUUGCACCCUCUCUACAAAGACGAUUUCUUGGGAGGAUAUGACAUCGCCCUAAUCCACCUGAAAACCAACGCUACGGACACCCCGGGUGUGAGACCGAUCCCUGCCCUGGCCAGACGUAAUCAGAGACUGUCCAACAACGACUGUUACAUCACGGGGUGGGGAGUUGUGACGCAGGAUGAGGAAGAGGAGGAGGAUGAGGAGGGUGGGGAGAAUGACAAGGAAGAGGAGGGCUUCCCUAAGCCGUUAAUGAUGAAUGCAGACAAAGUUAUCCUAUUUUCAAAGAGAAUUGACUUCAGUCUCCACUACGGCAGAAUAUAA
This is a messenger RNA of Mizuhopecten yessoensis (Yesso scallop), 660 nucleotides long. Its product is annotated as elastase-1-like. The record is from RefSeq and is a predicted model, not a curated record. NCBI's taxonomy places the organism in Eukaryota, Metazoa, Mollusca, Bivalvia, Pectinida, Pectinidae. Gene Ontology annotation, biological process: proteolysis. The coding region runs from base 1 to 660 and encodes 219 amino acids. Gene Ontology annotation, molecular function: serine-type endopeptidase activity. The transcript is spliced from 5 exons.